AUGCUAUGGUAUAAUGAGAGGAUUAAGAAGGACACAAAGAGGAUUAAUAUCACAUUUUCAAUGUGUUGUCUAAAGGGAAAAGUUCAAUUACCUCUUAUGCGGCCACCUCCUUCUAAGCUACAGAACUUAUUCUUUAGCAAGGACUCAACUGAUUCAAAGAAUUUUCAAGCAAACAUAAGGCAAUACAAUAAUAUGUUCUCAUUCACGUCACUGGGAGGGAAAAUUGAUCAUUCAAAAAAUUCUAGUGGUGGACCAUAUUCCUUUGUCAUGCAUGGGGUCAAUUAUCAUUCCAUUGGGAGUCUUUUGCCUCCAAAAGGUGGGAGACCAGUUUAUUCACAGCUCUACAUAUUUGAUACAGAGCAUGAAGUAGCUAAUCAAAUAUCAGCUGUUAGCAAACAUCAAACUCAAUCAACAAUUCUCCCUAAAAUUGUCAACCAAAUAAAAGAUGUUCUUGAUGCUGUUAAUCCUUUUGUUCAACAAUAUAGAUGUGCAUUAUCAAUGAUUAUGAAUGAAGGACAGAAUGAAUUGAAAUUAUGCUUGAUUAGUAGUAGAGACACAGAUGGUCGCACCUUUAACUUGCCUUCUGCAUUAGAAGUUGCUACUUUAAUUGUUGGUGACAUUGAUAUGAGUUUUAAUUAUCCUAUCUUAUUUCCGUAUGGGGAAGAUGGAUAUAAAGUUGACAUUGACCAUAGAGAAGAGAGCCUUGCUAUUACUAAGAAGAAGAAAAAGCUUAGCAUGAGGGAAUAUUUCACAUUUAGAUUGAUGGUGAGGGAAAAUGAAAUCUCUACCUUACUCCAUGCAAGAAGAUUGUUGCAACAAUUUGUUGUUGAUGGUUAUACGAUGAUUGAGUCUCAAAGGUUGCUUUGGGUUAAAACUCACCAAAGAGAACUAAGGGUUGAUCUAUACCAAGGACUGUCUGAUGCAUUAACAAGUGGGGAGAGAGAUGCUGCAUCAAUAGGAAGACGUAUAAUACUUCCUUCGUCUUUUACUGGAGGAGCUCGUUACAUGAUAAUGAAUUACCAAGAUGCAAUGGCUAUUUGUCGGUGGGUAGGAUACCCUGAUAUCUUCAUAACAUUCACUUGCAAUCUAGCUUGGCCUGAAAUUACAAGAUUUUGUUCUCAACAUGGAUUACAUCCUUCUGAUAGGCUAGAUAUUUUAUGCAGAGUAUUCAAAAUGAAGCUUCAAUCAUUGAUGAAGACCAUCAAAACAAAAAAGAUUUUUGGUACUGUUAGGGCAGAGAUUUACACAAUUGAGUUCCAGAAGAGAGGAUUACCACAUGCGCAUAUACUAUUAUUCCUUGAUACAAGGGAUAAGCUCAAACAUCCUAAAGAUGUUGAUAAGAUCAUAUGUGCAGAAAUCCCUGAUAAGGAUUCAUCACUACUGUUAUAUGACUUGGUAAGGAAAUUCAUGGUUCAUGGUCCUUGUGGCUCUAGCAAUCCUAAAUCACCUUGUAUGAAGGAUAAGAAAUGUAGUAAAUACUUCCCAAAGAGAUUCAAUGAUAAUACAAAAGUUGAUGACGAAGGAUAUCCUACAUAUCGUCGCAAAGCUAAUGGUAGGUUAGUUGAAAUCAAGUCUAUCACUUUAGAUAAUCGAUAUGUUGUGCCUUAUAAUCCUUCGCUUCUACAAAUGUUCCAAGCUCAUAUAAAUGUGGAGAAAUGUAAUCAAUCAUCUGCAAUUAAGUAUUUAUUCAAGUAUAUCAGUAAAGGUAAUGACAGAGUAGUUGUCAAAAUAUUUGACAAAGAUGGUGCUGCAAUAUUUGAUGAGAUUCAAUAG
Molecule: messenger RNA, 1773 nt
Organism: Neltuma alba
Lineage: Eukaryota; Viridiplantae; Streptophyta; Magnoliopsida; Fabales; Fabaceae
Exons: 4
Coding region: 1-1773 (590 amino acids)
Source: RefSeq, a predicted model, not a curated record